Molecule: messenger RNA, 4242 nt
Organism: Echinops telfairi (small Madagascar hedgehog)
Lineage: Eukaryota; Metazoa; Chordata; Mammalia; Afrosoricida; Tenrecidae
Product: HLA class II histocompatibility antigen, DM alpha chain
Exons: 8
Coding region: 3199-3984 (261 amino acids)
Biological process (GO): antigen processing and presentation of exogenous peptide antigen via MHC class II; peptide antigen assembly with MHC class II protein complex; immunoglobulin production involved in immunoglobulin-mediated immune response
Cellular component (GO): membrane; MHC class II protein complex
Molecular function (GO): MHC class II protein complex binding
Source: RefSeq, a predicted model, not a curated record
GUUAGGUACUCGUUUCCCCCGAGACCAGAACACACGGGUGGUGCCAGAUUGUCAUUACUUAACUUUUUAAAAGUCAAGGACCCAAUAGUUGGAGCUUGAUAAAAAGGGGGGAACUAUAGAAUGGAGCUUCAAGUUCUUAUUGGAACCAGGCCGGAGGGUUCCGAUGUGUUGUUUAGAAGCAACUUUUAGUCCUUGAACCAAAACUACCUAAUGAAGUCAGCUUUAAACUAAACAACGAUUUAGCUCAUUUAAUAGGUAGGUUCUCCUCGAGCAUUUCACUCUGAAAGAAUUUCCCAGAUGAGAUGAGGUGCCCAGCAGUCGCUCUAAAAUACAUAGAUUUUUACGGGCCAGACGAUCUCACAGUGGCGAAACUAGGCGGGCGGCGAUGGGGAGAAUGGUGACACAAGGCGAAAUGUGUAGCCGUUGUCAAUGACCUGCACAUAAAAAUGGCGCAAGGGUUAUGCUUUAGUGCGUGUGUUUUUGCCAGAAAGAAGAGAAUUGGACACAAUCUCCGCUAACCUUGAAGUAUGAAUGAAGUAACAGAAAAACAGACAUCUCAACAAUAGACGAACACAAUAAACUGAUAGUCAUUACUGUCUGAGAAAGGAAAAGUACUGCACUGCGCUCUUUGCAAGAACUCAUAAUGUGGAUCAAUUGACAGCAGUAACCCUAAAGCAGCAUUGAGAAACGUGGGGCUGGUUGUUAAGCCCCAUCAAGUUAGAAGAUUUUCUGCACGACAGGACAAAGCACGACCCAGUCGGAUGCUGUCUUCACAAUCACUGCUGUCUUGGAGCCCAAUGGUGUAAUGACAUGACCGAAUUUGCUUUAAGAUACCCCAUUGCGAGAAGUUGGUAUGGAAGCGAUAAAGCAAGAAUGGAGGAACGGCAGGAGGUGGAAAACUCUUGAAAUUCGGAGGGCACACGCGCUUUGUCGGAUGCUUUUCCAACGUUGUUGACGUCCAAAAGUCUUCACGGUAACCUGUUGACUUCCCUGAGAAAGCCCGUAGCUGCGCGUGUGGUUUGUGAGUGCGUGUAGCCAUCGCACUGAAUUAUGGCACCUCGCUGAAUGGGAAGGAACCUUAUGGCAGCGAGGGACCAGCUGCUAAGCGGAAGUCAGACUCUCCUGGUGGCGUUCGAGGGUCCCAUGCAAUCUGGCUCCGGCCUGAAUCUCUAGCUCAUCUUGCUCCUCUGCGUCCCAAUUACCACACCGGACAGAUGCUUGAGCAGUAUACGUGACAUUCACAUCUGUGAUGCAGUGAAUUAUUUAAUAUGGCUCUUUAAGCCAUUGCUUUGAUAACUCCCUCCAAAUAAAUUUCCCCUGAUGAUCGGUCUGGGUAAGAGAAGGUGGGGGAAGAUGCUGAUAGAAUUAUAUGAUUUAGUUGUGAGUGAUUGUUAACAGAGCUAAUUAUAAUGGUAAAAACUUGGGAUUCUAGUGUGGGAAUAUUUUGAGGUAUUUCAGCAGCAGAAGGGGGAAUCUCACUGCUAUCAAGCAAGAAGAGCCAGAAAUGGAGCAUGGCCUUUGGACCCUGAGAUCCCAAUGUGUUGAACCUCUUCGAUCCAGGAACAGAGAACUUUGACUCCUGAGUGGUAGCAGCAGAACCAAGGGCCAGAGGAAUGGACUUCCUAGCCCACUAAGCGAGCAACCCUGCGGCCAUUUGGAAUAGGGUGCCUCCAGGCACUUACUUUGGUAUGAUGGGUUUGCUGACCACCAGAGCUUGAGCUGGGUGUCUUCAGACGGAAGAUUAUGGCAAAGUAGCAUGUCCUUUGGGCCUUCAUCAGCAGUGCUAAGAGAGCUCUCUCUACAGCACUGCUCAGGAAGGAAAGAGGUCAACAGGCCAUGUGGUUGAGAGAUCAAGGACUGGAGAGAGGCUUGCCGGCAGGCAUGGCUAAUAAGAUGCUGUCCAGACCAAAUAACUGGGCCUUAUGUACUUUUUAGCCUGAAUGUAACCUGUUAACUUCCCUCAUAAGUCCCACAAUCGUCUUUGAGCUAUGUGUGGUCAUGAAUUAACUGUGGACCCCAACCGUGAAGUAGAGUGCUGUGCUAGGAUUGGUGUCCGAACUGGUAAGGGAGGUAGGAGGUGAAGGCUUAUCUGAUCCUGGCUUCAUAGGAAUCAGCCUUGGGGUGAUGUGGGGCUUGAUUCUCUCACCCCCUGAUGAAGUCAGAGGUCAGAUACCACCUCCAUGUUGCUUUUGACAGCAUCCAACUGUCUAGUCUCCUAAGGAGUUUAGGAUCUUUUGACAUUUAUACAUCUGCCUACCCUUGCUAUGGAAUUAUUUUUCUUCUUGUCUCCCUGCUAGUGAAAUUGCUUUUCCCAUGAGACUCUUAGGAGUCAGCCCGAUUAUGCCCUACCUAUGUGUUGGGCCGCUAAUUUCGAGGUCAGCAGUUUGAAACCACCCACCACCUGAGAGAAAGAUGGGGCUUUCUACUCCUGCAAAGAGUUAGUCUUGGAAACUCACCGGGGCAGUUCUACCCUGUCCACGAGGGUCGCCAUGAUUUGACAUCGACUUGUUCGCAGUGAGUUUUGGGGGCUUUUUAUUGUCUCAUUCUCUUAAAAUUUUUCCAAAGCAUUUUGUCACGUUGCUUUUUGGAUAUUGUACAUUAUUAUGUAAUUAUGAAGUAUCACUAGACUGAAGCUUUGAAGGCAGGAAUUGACUUUUUCUUUGUAUUUUUAGCACUAUACAUGGUUUCCUAUUUAUUUCUACAGCGAGAAGAAGCGCUCAUGCUGGACAGAGAGUAAGCUUUCUGAAAAAGAAUGUCGGGGAGCUCUACAAGGGAGAAGAAAGGAGGAACGGGGGCGUCCGGAGGGGGUGCCAGGGGAAAAGGAACCUCCAAUCACUGCAGAACCCUGCCACUUGGCGGCACUGGUCCAGCGAGCCUGUAUCAGUCACAGUCUGGUACAGAAGAGGGCACCCCACCAGGAGGCACACAUUCCUCCACUGGCCUACCAAGCCCAGUUACACACCACACCCUGGCCUGGUAGAGAGCCAAGUCUUAGGGAGGUUGCUCUCAGCAGGUGUUUCCCCAGCAACUGAUGAUGUUCAACUGUAUCUGUCUGGGAUUGGUUUAAUCAAAAGGAGAAGGGCAACUAUUGGGAGUGAGCUGACAGAGGAUGAGCUGAGGCUACCAUCGGGGGGAGGGAGUUUCAGGACGGAGGUCUGCCGGGUUGGUAGCUCCAAACCCACACGGUGGUGAAAAGAUAUGGAUCAUGACCAGCACCGGGUCGCUGCGCCGCUCCAGCUGCUGCACCUUUUGUGGCUGCUGCCCAACUCCUGGGCCAUCCAUGAUGCUCCCACUCCAGUGCGGCCGAACGACCUGCAAAACCACACCUUCCUGCACACGGUGUACUGCCAGGAUGGCAGCCCCAGCCUGGGCCUCUCGGAGGCCUAUGACGAAGACCAGCUUUUCUCCUAUGACUUUGCGCAGAACACCCGUGUGCCUCGCUUGCCUGAGUUUGCUGACUGGGCGAAGGACCAGAGAGAUGUACCCAACAUUUCUCUUGAUGCAGAGAUAUGCAAGCAAUUAAUACAGCAAAUAGGCCCACGACUGGAGGGGCAAAUCCCAGUGGCCAGAGGGUUUCCUGUCGCCGAAGUGUUCGCGCUGAAGCCCCUGGAGUACGGCCAGCCCAACACGCUGGUCUGCUUUGUCACGAACCUCUUCCCGCCCUCGUUGUCCGUGAGCUGGCAGCAUCAUUCGGUCUCCGUGGAAGGAGCCGGACCCACUUUUGUCUCCGCGACGGAUGGACUCGGUUUCCAGGCCUUUUCGUACUUAAACGUCACGCCCGAGCCCUCGGACCUUUACUCCUGCAUCGUGACCCAUGAGAUCGACAGCUACACCGCCAUUGCCUUUUGGGUGCCCCAAAAUGCUCUUCCCUCAGAUCUUCUGGAGAACGUGCUGUGUGCUGUGGCCUUUGGCCUGGGCGUGCUGGGCAUCAUUGUGGGCACGGUCCUCCUCAUCUACUUCCGGAAGCCCUGCUCGGCCGAUUGAUUCUUCCUGACAGAGCCCAACUGCUAACAACUUCGCUCAUCCAAGCAGGGGGUGCUCAGGUUCCCUGGACCCCUCUUUCCCAGAGCAGAAGUCCCCGGAACCCUGGCACAUCCCUGGGGAGGAGGAGCAGGGCGGGGAAGGAUUUCUAAGCUGGGCAACUCUGCUGACCCUGCGUCCAGCAUCGAGAAGAGCCCCGUGGCCGAUCGAUCAAGACCACGUUCCUUCCUUCAACGGCAAUAAACCCCCUUCUGAAUCCCA